Molecule: messenger RNA, 3059 nt
Organism: Doryrhamphus excisus (bluestripe pipefish)
Lineage: Eukaryota; Metazoa; Chordata; Actinopteri; Syngnathiformes; Syngnathidae
Gene: ints7
Product: integrator complex subunit 7
Biological process (GO): snRNA 3'-end processing
Cellular component (GO): integrator complex
Source: RefSeq, a predicted model, not a curated record
UCUGAAAAACGGAAAACCGUGAGCUUUGAUAUCCGGUUUAAGAAUGGAUUAGUAGUAGAACGCUGCUAACUCGUAUGUACCCUCAUAUCUGAAAUAUUAAGCGGGAAAAGAACGUAUAAUGUCUCUUUCAGCUGCACGCUCGUUCCUGUCGGAGGCUUGCUAUGGCGAGCAAGAACUUGACGCAAAUUCUGCGCUUAUGGAGCUGGACAAAGGGCUGCGGUCGGGAAAACCGGGGGAGCAGUGCGAGGCUGUGGUGCUCUUCCCAAAACUCUUCCUCAAGUACCCGUUCCCCAUCCUCAUUAACUCUGCGUUCCUGAAACUUGCAGACAUAUUUAGACUUGGGAACAACUUUCUUCGACUGUGUGUACUCAAAGUAACACAGCAGAGUGAGAAACAUCUGGAAAAAAUCCUCAAUGUGGAUGAAUUUGUCAAAAGGGUGUUUUCAGUCAUCCAUAGCAAUGACCCUGUGGCCCGAGCCAUCACACUGAGGAUGCUGGGCAGUUUGGCUUCCAUUAUCCCAGAGAGGAAAAACGCCCACCACAGUAUUCGCCAGAGUCUCGACUCUCAUGACAACGUGGAAGUGGAAGCAGCUAUAUUUGCUGCAGCCAGCUUUUCUGCACAGUCAAAAGACUUUGCUGCUGGGAUUUGCAACAAAGUCAGUGAGAUGAUUCAAGGUUUAGACACCCCCGUCGACCUGAAGCUGAAGUUGAUCCCCAUGUUGCAGCACAUGCAUCACGAUGCCAGUCUGGCAUCCAGCAGCCGAGAACUUCUGCAGAACCUUGUCACCUCGUACCCCUCCACCCCUAUGGUCAUUGUCACCCUGCACACUUUCACCCAGCUGGCGGCCUCCUCCCUCAUUGAUAUACCCAAGCAGUUGCAGCUCCUCCUUCAAUACCUGAAGGAUGACCCACGGAAGGCUGUGAAAAGACUUGCAAUUAACGAUUUAAAGCUCCUGGCAAGAAAGGCUCCUCAUCUUUGGAUUAAAGAAAACACUCAGACCCUGUGCGAGUGUGCACUGAGCAGCCCAUAUGUUAGCUUGAAGCUGGGAAUGUUAGCUGUGCUGUCUACCCUAUCUGGAACAAUUGCAAUAAAGCAGUACUUUAAUCAUACAACAGGCGGCGUCUCCGCUCCUUCCCGGCUCACCGACCUGGUGAAAUUGGCACAAGAGUGCUGUUACCACAGUAACCUGGCUCUCGCUGCUCACGGCGUUAUAGUGCUGUCCAACAUUGUCAUUUCCUGUCCAGAAAAAGAUAUAGCCCAUCUGGAGCAGGAUACAUUGUUGGGGGUGGAGUCCCUGCUGAUGCUUUGCAGUCAAGACAGUAGCGCUAGUGCCCAGGCUACACUCAAAACGACACUCACCUCGUUAGUCAAGUUGCUAAAGAGUCGGCCCCACCUUAGCCAGUCGGCUGUGGAGUUCCUGCUAGGUCAGCUUCACUUGUCCUGUGACUCGUCCCGCGUUCUCAUGUGUCACGCUCUGGCAGCCAUCGCCACCCACCUGCCCGUGCUGGGCGACAGCAUGCUGGGAGAUCUGGUGGAUCUCUUCGGAGUGGCCAGUCACUCGUCUACUGACAAACAGCAAGAGCUUCUGGUUUCCUUGGCAACAGUGAUUUUUGUAGCUAGUCAGUCAUCUUUGACAGCCGAAGUAAAGACGGUCAUCAAACAGCAACUUGAGAACGUCGCCAAUGGUUGGACCGUAUACCGGAUUGCACGGCAAGCUUCUCGUAUGGGGUGCCACGAGCUCUCCAGCGAACUCUACCAAAGCCUGCGGACCCGCGUGGCAUCUGAGCACUUUUACUUCUGGCUCAACAGCCUGAAGGAGUUCUCCCAGGCCGAGCAGUGCCUGACCCAUAUGGACGACGGCGACUACAGCGGGGCUAUGAGCGCCAUCGCAGAGGCCCUGCGCUCCUACCAAAAGGGCAUCGCUUCCCUCACGGCGGCCAGCACGCCUCUAAAUCCACUUACGUUCCAGUGUGAGUUCAUUAAGCUGCGGAUCGACACCCUGCAAGCCCUGUCCCAGCUCAUUUGUACCUGCAACAGCCUCAAGACCAGCCCGCCGCCUGCCAUCGCCACCUCCAUCGCCCUGAGCUCGGGCAAUGACCUGCAGCGCUGCGGCCGCAUCUCCAUUCAGAUGAAAGUGUGCAUGGAUGAGUUCAAAAGUCUUGCUGCUCGCUACGCCGAGCUACAUCAGUCAUCGUUUGACGCCGACUAUGCCACCCUUCGCAAUGUGGAGCUACAACAACAGAGCUGUCUGCUUGUCUCCCACGUGAUCGAGGCUCUGAUUUUGGAUCCGCAGACAGCCUGUUAUCAGGAGUACGGCCCCCUCGGCUCGGUUCAGCCCGAGAGUGAAUAUGAGCGACGCAUGAUGUCGGUCUUCACCCAUGUUCUGGAGGAAGUGGAGAACCUGAACAAGAAGCAUCCACCUGUGUCAUACUUGCAUACAGGUUGUCUUUGUGACGCCAUCAUAGCGCUACUGAAGGUGCCGCUUUCUUUCCAGAGGUACUUCUUCCAAAAGCUUCAAUCAACCAGCAUCAAGCUCGCUCUCUCGCCGUCCCCCCGAACGCCAAACGAGCCCAUCACGGUACAGAACAACCAGCAGCUGACUCUAAAGGUGGAGGGCGUGGUUCAGCACGGCACGAGCCCAGGACUCUUUAGGAAGAUCCAAUCUGUCUGUCUCAGUGUCACAUCCACUCUGCAGAGCAAGUCGGGACCAGACUACAAGAUUCCUCUGGACAGUACAACCAAUGAGAUCGAGCAGCGGGUAGAACCUCAUAAUGACUACUUUAGCACCCAGUUCUUGCUCAAUUUCUCCAUCCUUGGCACCCACGGCGUCACCGUGGAGGCCUCCGUUGUGGAUGAGAGCGGCAUCGAGUGGAAGACUGGGCCCAAGACGACCCUGUCGGUCAAGUCCCUGGAGGAUCCUUACUCCCAACAGCUCCGCCACCAAAUGCAACAAGCUGGAACUCAGCCUGCUUCUCAGAGGGGCGCUUACAGUCGAUUCUAGGUUUGUUGUUAUGUUUGUACCUAUUUGUUCAAGCGAUUAAAGGAGCAGAUGUACUUUC